Molecule: messenger RNA, 5730 nt
Organism: Eublepharis macularius
Lineage: Eukaryota; Metazoa; Chordata; Lepidosauria; Squamata; Eublepharidae
Gene: ANTXR2
Product: ANTXR cell adhesion molecule 2
Exons: 18
Coding region: 341-1894 (517 amino acids)
Cellular component (GO): membrane
Molecular function (GO): signaling receptor activity
Source: RefSeq, a predicted model, not a curated record
GAAGGCGAACUUUCCUGCCAGCUCGGAGCCAGCCGUGCCGCAGCCGGCCACUGGCAGCUGGGCUGACGCUCGAGACUUUCGUCGCGGAAACGGGGCAGCCACAAGCGCGGCCGGAGGGCGGAGGCGAGGAGCGGCCCCCUCCCGGGCCAGCCUCGGCUCCGGCGCCCGCGCUGGGCGUCCUCCUGGACCGGAGUUUGCGGCCGCCGCGCCUUUGUCCUCCCCGGCUGCGCCCUCCCCUGCUCCGCCCUCCCCUGCUUUGCGCGCCUCCCUCGCUCCGUCCGCCCCGAUUGCGCUUCGCCCGGGCGAGCGGCGGCGGCUGCAGAGCCAGCGAGGAGGAGAGAUGGGGGCGCCCAGGCGAAGCGCGGCCGCCGGGCGGCGGAUCGGGCCGGGCGAGAGCGGCUGCGGCCGCCCCUGGGAGCUGCUGGGCCGGGCGGCGCUGGCUUGCUUUGUGCUGGCCCUGGCGCUGCCGCCGCCGCCGGCCACUCGCGCCCAGGAACAGCCGUCCUGCCGCGGAGCCUUCGAUCUCUAUUUCGUCCUUGACAGAUCGGGGAGCGUAAAGAACAACUGGACUCAAAUCUUCGACUUUGUCAAGAAGUUGACGGACAGAUUUGUGAACCCCCGAAUGCGAUUAUCUUUCAUUGUGUUUUCCACUCAAGCGGAGGUCAUUAUGCCAUUAACGGGAGACAGAAGGAAAAUUGAAGAAGGUCUCAGAGUGCUAAGUACAGUCACGCCGAGAGGUGACACAUACAUGCACGAAGGGUUAAAAGAGGCGAACAAACAGAUUCAAAAGGAACAAAACAUGAAGUCCAGUAGCAUUAUAAUUGCUCUGACAGAUGGGCAGCUGACCAGCCUCAUUCCACUCUAUGCAGAACAAGAGGCGAACAUAGCCAGGAAACUGGGAGCAAGAGUUUACUGCGUUGGAGUCCUUGAUUUUAAUCAGAAUCAGCUUGAAAAAAUCGCAGAUUCAAAAGAGCAAGUCUUCCCUGUCUUUGAAGGAUUCCGGGCCCUCCAAGGGAUAAUUAAUUCUAUAUUAAAGCAAUCAUGCACAGAAGUUUUAUAUCUGGAGCCCUCAAGUGUCUGUGUGGGAGAGGAGUUCCAAGUUGUCCUCAGAGGAAGCGGCUUCAUGCUGGGCAGGACGCAAGAUAGUGUUGUCUGCAGUUACUUUGUAAAUGGAACCACGAAGAAUGAAAAGCCCAUACAGGUGGAAUCUAAUUUUAUGCUCUGCCCAGCACCCGUUCUAUAUGAAGUUGGCGAGCAACUCGAAGUUUCAGUCAGCUUGAAUGAGGGGCAGACUUUCAUCUCCAGCUCCUUAACAAUCACUGCGACAGAAUGUUCCAGUGGAAUCGUUGCCCUUAUAGUUAUUCUCGUGCUGUUACUCCUGGUGGCUCUUGCUCUCUUCUGGUGGUUCUGGCCUCUGUGUUGCAAAGUGGUCAUUAAGGACCCUCCUCCGCCUCCACCUCCUCCAAAAGAGGAAGAAGAAGAGGAUCCGUUGCCCUCGAAAAAAUGGCCAACGGUGGACGCUUCCUAUUACGGCGGACGAGGAGUCGGAGGGAUUAAAAGAAUGGAGGUUCGCUGGGGUGAUAAAGGAUCAACCGAAGAAGGUGCCCGGCUAGAGAAGGCCAAAAACGCAGUGGUAACCGUUCCUGAAGAACCAGACGAACCGUAUCAACCUAGGGCACCAAAACCCAAACCUACCUCACAGCCUGUUCAGGCGAAGUGGUACACACCAAUUAAGGGCCGACUGGAUGCGCUGUGGGCUCUGCUGAGGCGGCAGUAUGACAGAGUGUCUUUGAUGCGGCCGCAGCAAGGAGAUGAGUGCCAUCCCAGCGUAACAAACAAAAGUCUCUGUCCCAUGGAGCUUACAAUAAAAAAGCCAGCAUGGGCCGAUGCAUGAACUUCACCCGAGUCCAGUCUCAGUAAAGGAAUGCAAAAAGAUGAACGACCAUCACUCUUGAAUGAUAACCAAAGAAAGAUAAUGAAGCACUUCUACCAAAAUCCUCAGAUGGCCACCCAGAAGGUUGUUCCAUUUGGAUCCACCAUAAGCCACUUUUUCUGCACUAAGCUUUUACAUCCGCCAUUUUCUUCUACGCUUGUUACCUCAUACAAUAUCCAUUCAGUAUUAUAUGAUUUGCAGUGGUCAUCACGUGAAGAAGAACAUUGACUUUGUGUGCCUUGGUUUUUGCUGAAAAUCGAGUACAGGAAUCACAAAGGAAACAAACCACCCAAAAUGUCGGCUUUUGUUCUCAUCCCCUCAGUAUUGUAGAUGAACGAGAUGUACUCAUGCCUUUCUGUGCCUUUACCAAGAGCGGCAUUGUUUCUCAGAUGUGGAGACGGCACUUGUUAUUUAAAUAGGAAAGUAUUAGCCACAGGCAGAAGAGAGAAAUUCCCACCAGGCUUGGAAAAAUGUAAGAGUUCAUUGCCUUGCAGCGACGUCCUAUCACUAAAUCCUUUUGAGUCUGUCCCCACCACCACAUCGGAUUGUGCCUUACGGGAACCUUCUGACUGAAAAUCUUGUCACUUUAACACUGAGUAGUGCACACGCUUGACAAAAUGUAGACACGGGGCCUCAAGGUAUUAGUGGCAAGCAAGACUUUGCCCUUUAGUUUCUGAAGACACCUUUCUUUCAUUAUGUACCCAGGACAGGAAGAAAAAAUUAAUAGAGCGUUAUUCCAUGGGAAGACAGCCUGCAAGCAGAGAUCUUGAGCAGAGAUGGAGGGACUGAUGCUUAAAGGCCUUGGCACUGUGGCUGAUACGUUCCCCCCCACCAUGCACUCAGCGCUCAGUAGCGCAUAAAAACAUUACACUUUAUGAACAUAUUAGUGAUUCUAGGCUUUCUGUUUUGUUGUUGUUGUUUUAAUAUUGAAAAACAGUUGCCACAAAGCUGGUAUCUCAGGGUCCGUCUCUCCCCACCCCCCACCCCAUCCCCACAUCUCCAAGGGCUCUUUGGCGUCACAAGCCAGUAACUCUCUUUGCAUGAGAAUUUCAAAGUUUAAUUAAUAUAAUUAAAGGCAACAGCAAGCAGCAGCCUGUGAAGGUUUUGCUCAUCUUUUUUAUGCCUUUUGACAUUGAAUGACCUAUUACUGUAUGCGCAUUACUCAGUUUUUGAGGAGGGUACCACAUCUUGGUGGAGAUUCAACACUGAGGCCAAAGGAGGGGGGAACCACUGAGAGAGAAGAAGGGAGCCCUCCUAUACUCAGUUUAUAAAUUAAAUUUACAGAAGUGCUGGCCAUUGGAAAACGUUGACAAAGUAUGUAUUACAAUUUUUUUAGGGGGAAAAAAACAGGGUUGUGUCACGUCGGCGGUGCCAAAUUAUGUUAGCGUGAGUGGAAACACUGUGGGGGAGGAAGGAGGCAGCAGCUGAAGAGAGAGGCUCAAAUGAUCCAGUCACUUUCGAUACUGUACUUCAGAUGCAAAAUGGAUAUUCGAGUCGAAACCUGACAAAGUGCGCCUGCUUUGAUGGGAACCGGUAUAGACAGUGACCAGUGGCUGGGUCAGUGGGAUGCCUCUCUGCGAGCAGGAAGGCUUAUCAAAUGACACUAAAAAUAAGUUCAACAACCAUCACGUUUGAGGGGAAAAGGCGAAUAUUUCACAUUGGCUGGGCAUGCGUGCGCACAAGACGGGAAAGAGCGAAGGGAUGCGUACUGGGCUAAUUAUCCCCCCUUUAUGGCUUUUCAUUGAAAUUGCAAGGGACGUAAAAUAAUUCCCUUGGUCGGUGGCCAAAUGCACGGCUCUUCCCAAGCACGUCUGCCAUCACAACAUAGCCUCUUGCUUCCACUGCACAUUGGAUUGAGAUGAUCCGUGCCACUGGGAGCAAUGCCAGUGCCCCUUGAGAGCACCUGUCAAUAAAAUCCUUUACCUGAAGCUUCUACGGUCACUUCUCACUUUUAUUAAAACCCUUCUUCCCAGAAGCAAUGCAUGCUUUCACUGGGUAUGCAGUCAGCUUCGACUCACUGGUGUCAUCCAAUAGAUUCACCUUCCCGUGGCAUCACAUGAGUUCCAGGAAGGCAUGUCACAGGCUAACUCAGGGGAUUUAUGCUUGCUGUACAAUUAUUUAAAUUUGUUGGCUGCUAUGCCAUGUGUAAUGUGCAGGUUUGGCAAUGUAAGUAGACUAAGGAAAUGUGAUGCAGUUGCUUUCUGCAAGCUCUAGCAAGAAUAGAAUUCUGUCUUUGUAAUGAGGCCUCCAGAUCUUUUUAGACAAGGGCUGAUUCCGCACACGUUGGAUAAUGCACUUUCAAUGCACUUUAUCAAUCGUUUGAGGUGGAUUUUUUGUUCCGCACACAAAAAAAUCCAUUCUAAAUGAUCUAUAAAGAGGAUUGGAAGUGCAUUAUCCAACGUGUGCGGAAUCAGCCAAGGAGAUAGUUCAUUUUAAUGUCCAAAACAGACAUUGUAUAAAUGCAGUCUUUCUCUACAAGCAGAUCUUUUAAUUUACUGAAAACUCCUGGUUAAGUCUGUGUAAAUUCCAGCUUCCUCAUCUCACACUGAAAACUAAACCAAGUCCAUUUUCACUCUGUGCUUACCUUGAUAAAUGGUGCUUCAGAUGGAGCUUCAGAUUAGGGUCAAAGCCGCUGAAACACUCGGUAUGAAAUGUGAAAUAAAUUCAGAUGUACCACAUGUAACAAAAUGGUUCAAUCGAAUUGAAAUGUUCAGGAAAGAAAACGGUCUUUUAAAAAUAUUCCUUCUAGAUAGCAAAUGUGAACCCAUCCACUCCCUUUUAAAGGUACAUUUAAAAAAUGCUACCAUGAAAACUGUGUUUUAGGAGACUCCAGUAAUGAAUAUUUAAGGAGAGGAUGUUAGUAAUAUAUUCGUGGCAUUUAAAAAGGUACUCUUUUACAUGAAUCAUAGUUUCAACUUUUUGGUUUAUUGUUUUCAAGAAAUAAAACUGCAACAUGGUGCUUUAUCACAAGAUAUCUUUUAUGCAGAGCAAUGGAGAUUUCACAGAUUGUAUCAUUUCUCCCUUUUUAUUAUUAUAUUAUUUUUAUUUUUUUAAAUCCUUUCUUCAUUUGUAACAUGUAUCUUAAUUGGUAAAUAACAUCCCAAUGAGAUACAGUUAAAUAUUGACAGAAAUAGGCAGAAUUUAAGGCCUGUUUUCAAGAGCCCAUGAUUUCAGAAAGAGUGUGUGGCUGUUUGUUAAAUUCACGCACAGCAAGUUUCAGUAAAAAAUGAUCCAAAACAUUAACAUAGUAUAUUAAAAGUAUUAAAGCGAUACUUUUUUUAAAAUGGAAAAGGCCAUCCGUACAAAUAUCUCAAUGUGUUUUCAUGUAUAUAUUACCAGCCAAUAAUAAUAUUGUGGUAAGAGAAAAGUGGAUUGAAUCCCAUGGCGUUAGAUGGUCAUGUGGAAAGGACUAGCUGAGAAAACACACACUUUUAUUUAAAAUUGUUUCUAAAGUGAAGAAAAUGGCACUGGAAAUGACAGGAUUUCGAGUGGUGCCAGAAGGUGUGUUACCUUUCCAUAUAAAUUAUUUUUCAUCCAUUCCUCUAUGUGUGUGUGUGAGAGAGAGAGAGAGAGAGACCCCUGAAUAUUGUGGCUAAACAGAAGACUAUGUUAAUCUCUGUGCUGAAAUUAUGAAUUUUCCUGUGUCAGGAAAUAUAAUUCAUUAUGCAAUGAAGCUGUUUAAAAAAUAAAAGCAACCCACCUUAAGACGUGUACAUAUAUUAGCCAUAACGGAGUUCAAUUCUUUAGAUCUUGUUAAAUAAACUAAUAAAAUAUCCACAUGGGCAACUGUGUUCCAA